CUAAGUCUACCCUCUUUAAAAUCAUUUCCCCAUGUCCUAUCGCUAUCUGGUAGUGUAAAAAGUCACUCUCCCUCUUUAAGAGCCCACUUUAAAUGCUGGAAGGUUGCUAUGAGGUCUCCUUGGAGCCUUUUCUUUUCCAGUCUUAGCUUUUUCAGCCUUUCUUCGCAGGGGUGGUGCUGCAGUCCUUCACUGUCAGUGCAGUGGUGAGUAGAAAAGCAAAGAAAUAGCUUUUUCAGCCGACUGUCUGCAGUACCAUUUAGUAGGACACGAGGGCUUUACAGCUGUUGCUGGCUGUUUCACAACAGCAUUAUGUUUGCUUUUUGUCUGUGUUUUGACUCUUGGUUCUGUGAAUUCACCACUUAGUGCUGACUUGUUUGUGUUUGAAAUGUCAGUGCUUAUGCUUUUAUUAAUUUUCUUAAAUUCUAGUCUGGUGACUGGUGCUAAUGACAGGAAAUGAUUAAUGAAUGGGACCUUGCUGAGAAUGUGUCACAUUCUCAUGUUUGCAUGGAGCUAAUGGCAUGCUGCAUUACUGGCUUUCAUACAUUUUCUGCCACUUUAAUUGUUGCAAGACUAAAGUUUGGUACUUGGCCUGCAAUUCCAGUUUAUAAAUUUCAGCUCUUUGAUAAAAAGCUCCAGCAAGACAACUGUCAGCAGCUGCAAAUAAGCUAAUCACUUUUAGUAAACUAUUUCGUUCACUACUUAAUUAUUUUUUAAGGUGUGAUAGACCCUUAAAAAAAAAUCUGUCCUGUUUCUUGUAAAGUUUUUUGAGACCCUUUGGUGGAAGAAUUAAGACUGUCCAUGGAAAGGAGGAAAAAGGGGAGAGUUUUGCAGGCUGCUAAGAGGGGAGAUGUGGUGGGGAAUUGCUGUUCCCUGAGGCAUCUUAUGGCAGACCAAAGUGUGGUGUCUCCACUGCGGUUUCCCUGAAACUGCUCUGAACUGCUACAGUCAGUGACAAAUUUUGUGUUACUUCAGGCUUGUAAGAAGGGAAAUUUUUUUUUCUAUUUAAUAAUACUGGAAGGUUGUGCUGAAGCUCCGAAAAGGAUUGUUAAUGGCCAUAGUUGUAGUCAGGUUGCUGGAACACUCCAAGAAAAUCUGGAAUGGGGGUUCAGAUGUCUCGGCUGGAUCGCAAAGCGGCGCUUCCUCCUGCCCAGGCGCUGCCUUGCUGCCCUUAUCUUGUAGCAAUAUUGGAAAAACCUGCCAGCGAGGUUUUGAGCGGGCUUGUUCGGCAAGUGUGGGCCACACCUCCGCUUCUCACAGCUGGAGCACGGCCCGGCCCUGCGCAAAACUCGAGAUGAGCCCAUAGCGAGCAGCCCUUCGCGGCCGGGCCUCCGGGAACUCGCCUUGGGCUCCCUGUCCCAUAUUCGGCAAGGACAGCGGGACGUUUUCCCCAUGUUCCAUGAGGUGCUGCGGGGCCCGUUUCCGCCCAGAGUGCUACCUUUCCUGGCAGCGGUGCUUUUCCAGAGGAAGGAGAGGAGAGACUCGGGGCUCUGUCACUGGCGGUGGGAAAAGCACCCUUACUACAACCUAACAGUAAAAGUCCUCCGAGCCAGAAACAUCAAGGGUACCGAUGUGUUGUCCAAGGCAGACUGCUACGUGGAACUGAAGCUGCCUACUGCAUCUCCCCGUGUCUCUCGAACUCAGGUUGUUGACAACUCUGAGAACCCAGAAUGGAAUGAAACCUUCCAGUAUCGCAUCCAUAGCGCUGUCAAGAACAUCCUGGAGUUGACCCUCUAUGAUAAGGAUGUCCUUGUCAGCGAUGAGCUCACCUCUAUUGUCUUCGACCUGGGGGGCAUGAGGCCGGGUCAGCCCCUGCUGCGCACCUUCAGGCUGAACCCCGAGGCUAAUGAAGAGCUGGAUGUAGAGUUUUUCUUGGAGAAAUGCUCAGAUGCUCCUACAGAAGUACUGACCAACGGAGUCCUUGUGGUUCAUCCUUGCUUGUGUCUGCAAGGCACUGUCAACAAAGAGGAAAACACAAAUGAGAAACAGCAAGGACGCUGUGAGAUCAAGGUGUCUGUCCCAGGGGCAUAUCAAAAGCAGUUGUCUAUUCCUUGGACACCAGACAAUGAGACGGAUUAUGGAACCUCCUUUGUCUUUCAUGUGGAUAAAGAAAUGUGUCCAGAACUGCAAGUGGAGCUGGAGCAAACCAUAUCUGUCCUACAGGAUGGCGUGAACCCUGAUAUUGAAAAGCAUUCUACAGUUCUGGGACUGGGGACUGUACCAGUUAAUUCCCUUCCUAUUGGAGAAAAAGUUGAUAGAAUCAUUUCUUUGGGAGAGGGAAAAAGUUUGGAUAUGAGUUUGAAAACUGAAGAGAGCACUUGGGAUCUUGAUAUACGUCUGGGUUUUGAUCUCUGUAAAGAGGAGAGAGAAUUUUUGGACAAAAGGAAGAAAGUAGUUUCUGAGGCACUGAGGAAGACUCUUCACUUAAAAGAAUCCCCUCCAAAAGAUGAGGUUCCAGUUGUAGCAGUACUGGGCUCUGGAGGUGGGAUGAGAGCACUGACAUCGUUCUAUGGCAGCCUUGCUGGGCUGCAGCAGCUGGGCCUUCUGGAUGCUGCAAUAUACCUCUGUGGGAUUUCUGGCUCCACUUGGUGUUUAUCAACACUGUAUCAAGACCCUGACUGGUCACAGAAAGACCUCCAAGAUGCAAUCAGAAGAGCUCAGGAUACUGUGUCCAGCAGCAAAGCAGGGGCAUUUUCCCCAGAACGACUGAAAUACUAUUUCCAGGAGUUGAAUGCAAUGGAGAUCACUGGACGGAAGGUUUCCUUUACAGAUUUGUGGGGCCUUAUUGUGGAAUAUUUCCUACAACAGAAGGAAGAUCCCUCAAAGCUGUCAGAUCAGCAAGAAGCCGUGAAAUGGGCCCAGAAUCCUUAUCCUAUCUAUGCAGCUGUCAAUGUGAGACCCAAUAUAAGCAGUGGUGACUUUGCAGAGUGGUGUGAGUUCACUCCCUAUGAAGUUGGAUUUCGCAAAUACGGAGCUUUUGUUCGAACAGAGGAUUUUGACAGCGAGUUCUUCAUGGGACGGCUUGUCCAGAAACAUCCAGAGCCCAGGAUUUGUUUUCUACAAGGAAUGUGGGGCAGUGCCUUUGCUGCAAGCUUGGAUGAUAUCUGCCUGAAGGUGGUUGGUAUAGGACUGAGCUUUCUGGAUUCUUUCAAAGAUGUUAUCAAAGUUGUAGAUGACUGCCGAAGAUUCCAUUUCCGAGACCCAGCACGACUGAAGACUCGCUUGGUUAUACCUGGGGGCCCCUUGUUACAAAUUUUUCAGGAUUUCUUCAAGUCCCGGGUCACAUGUGGAGAAACCUUCAACUUCAUGAAGGGAUUGUAUCUUCAUAAAGAUUAUGUUAACAUCAAGGAAUUUGUGACUUGGAGAGGUACUCACCUGGAUGCAUUUCCCAACCAGCUGACUCCCAUGGAAGAGAGCUUGUAUUUCUCAGUUUUAGAGCUGACUCAGAAAUACUGUGAGGAGCGGGAAAUUCCUUUUCCAAAAAUCAAAUUCAGUCAGGAAGAUGAAGAGAAGCCAAAAGAAUGUUACAUGUUUGUGGAUGAAAAUAAUCCAAAGGCUCCAAUUGUACUCCAUUUCCCUUUAGUGAAUGACACUUUCCAGAAAUACAAAGCUCCAGGAGUUGAACGUGAGUCAGAAGAAGAGAAAUCCUUUGGUGACUUUGUCAUUGAGUCGAAAGAUUCCCCUUACCGUACACUAAACUUCACCUUUGAGCCGUAUGAUUUCAGCAGGUUAGUGGAAGUGAAUCGCUACAGUGUUCUGAACAACAAGGACACUCUCCUCAAAACCCUAAACUUGGCUCUGCAGAGGAGGAAGUUGAAGAAAGUGAUCAAUAAGUCAAAUACAUGAGCAGUUUCCAAGGCUGAGGGUAUACAGAGAGGCUGCAGUGUACAAAAGCCAUGAGGUUCAAGACAGGAUACUGAAAGUGGAUAGCUGGAAGCUGUCUUCCUCGGGAGGGAGUAGUACACCUGACACUGAAAACUCAUUCCAGGUUAUGUGCUCUGAUGAAAACUCAAGGGAUGUACAAUACAACAUGGACAUUGCUUCCUCACAUGGGGAAGAGUGAGGAAUUACCUAGCUCAGUGUCUCAAAUCGCAGUGGCUGAUUCCAGAGGAUUCAGGAGGCCUAUCCAAACCAUUCAAGCAUCUGGAGAAUAAUCUUCCAGACUCUGAGUAAUUCACCUGUUUUUAUCAAAGGUGUGCUGGUGUUUGAGGAAACAGAUUCCUUCUGUACCUUUAUCUCUUACUUAUGAAUCUUCUUUCAUGAACUUCUACAGUUUGCAUCAUCUUAAAAAGAACUCCACAGAUAAAAACUACACACUGAGAGAUGUCACCUUUUGCUUUCAACUUGCUACUGGCUGAUGCCCACAUACUUUCAAGACUAAGUAGUCAUUACUUGCUUCCCAUUUUGCCAUUCAUGGUUUCAAUUUCCUUUCCCUUCUUGAGGAUUUUAAUGGCUUUUUGUCUCCCAGAAAUUCUAUACAGAGUAUCUUAUUUUGGUAAACAAUUUUUUUUCAAGGAAAUAAAUGUUUUUUAUG
Messenger RNA from Cyanistes caeruleus (blue tit), 4531 nucleotides. The record is from RefSeq and is a predicted model, not a curated record. NCBI's taxonomy places the organism in Eukaryota, Metazoa, Chordata, Aves, Passeriformes, Paridae.